AUGAUUGAGCGACUCAAGAUCUCUAUCCGCUCGGCUGAUGACAAGGGCGAGCAACAGAGGCCGGCAGCCACGCAGACUGUCCCGGGUCAAAGCGGCCAGGAGAGUGAUGCUGCCGCUAGGAAGAGACUUUGGCUGCGAGAUCUGGAGACUAUUCGGCGUCCCGAGCCGUUGGUGCCUGUGGGAAGCAAGGUACUGGAAGUGACGAUCCCAAAGACUCGUACCAGUAAAGCCAACACCAAGAAAGAUGACGGCCAGGAGCUAGAGGUGAUCAACUUGACAGAAGACUCGCCAACAAAAAGCAGCCAGAGUACAACAGAUAUGGAUCCGCCAUCGUUCUAUGGACUGUCAGAUGAGAAGUUGCUCAUCUUCCAGGAUCAAAAUACUGACCAGGGGAAGACCCCUGCGCCCACCGAGGGUCUGGAGCAUCAUAGGCUGCUCAUGAAGAAGUUCCGCGACACGUAUAAUUUACCAAGUGACCUAUCAAAGGAAGAAGAAGCUGAGGUUUAUGGAGACGUCUCCUCUGUCUACUCUUAUGAGGAGGGAUGGCCGAAUGACCACGACCAAGCACACAAGGCGUUAUACAAAGCAGAAUUGACAACAGGAAAGCGCAAGCACAGAACCCCUCUGAUCAAGGGUCUUCCGCUUGUGGAAGAGGUGCCAUUUCUCUGCAUACCCAAUUACCAAGGGGCAUCCGGGGAGUGCUUCUGGAAGGCAAUUGCAAUCCACAUCUACGGGGACUGGAGAUACCAUCACAGAGUCAAGGGAGAGCAUUUCGCACACUUCUGCCAUAUCCUUCGAGAGAGUAAGCAUCCGCGGCACGAAUCAUACAAGGCUCUCAACAAGAAAUUCUACGCGACUAAGACGAGUCCGGAGGGCGGUAAGCCCACCAAUACAUGCGCGAAUCUAUAUCAGAUCUUGUGUAUGCCUAGCACAUACACGCCGCUGAAUAUGUUUGAUGUCACCGCAGAUCUAUACCACGUUUUCCUCAUCAUCUACACACUAAACGAAAAGCAAGAGAUCACUUUUGUGACAACUAGGGGAUCGUACAACUCCAGACAUCUUUUCAUUUUGUAUGUAGGCAACAAUCACUACCAGCCUCUGGUACCCAACGAGUUCUGGGCGUCCGAAUUCAGACUGCCAAUGAUCACGCUAGAGUCUACGAACGUGUACCCUGGCUUGCUUGGAGUGCCGCUAACAAACGCUUUGAAGGCCAAGGACGGCAUUGAACAUCGAUGGAGGAGAGAGACCGACCGACAGGUCGCACAGCCAAUAGACUCAUCCAUGGAGAGCGGACGAGGCCCUGCUGCCCAGAGGCAGCAUCGCUGGGAAAGGAAAGAGAGAAAGAGGAAGGAGAACACAGUCAUGAUGUGCACGAAAUAG
Messenger RNA from Phaeoacremonium minimum UCRPA7, 1380 nucleotides. RefSeq lists its product as hypothetical. The record is from RefSeq and is a predicted model, not a curated record. The transcript has 2 exons. The coding region runs from base 1 to 1380 and encodes 459 amino acids. NCBI's taxonomy places the organism in Eukaryota, Fungi, Ascomycota, Sordariomycetes, Togniniales, Togniniaceae.